CUUGUCGCGAAUUCACUGGUCAAUUUGCACUCGUAGAAAGUCGGAAUCAUCCAGUCGAUCAACAUCAUGGUUGUCAGCAAGGUAUUAUUCGUUUGCGCUUUGGCGGUAGCCACCGUGAGCGGCGGCUUGAUCCAACCAGCGCCUGCAGUCUACCCGGCGUCUCGCUUGGCUUACGCGGCACCGGCAGCACCUCUGGUCUACGCCACCAGGCAAAUCGAGGCCGAGCCCUACGACCCGAACCCGCAGUACAACUACGGCUACGACGUGCAGGACCCCAACACCGGCGACUACAAGAGCCAACAGGAGAGCCGCAGCGGCGACCAGGUCCGCGGCAGCUACUCCCUCCUCGAGGCCGACGGCACCAGACGCAUCGUCGAGUACACCGCCGACGACCACAACGGAUUCAACGCCGUCGUCCGCAAGGAGGGCACGCCUCUCAUUGCCCAGGCCCAGAUCGCACCCGUGGCCAAACUCGCCACCUAUGCUCAGCCUGCUGUUGCCCUGAGAUCGUUCGCCCCGGCACCUCUGGCCUAUUCUCAUGCCGCUCCGUUGGCCAUCAAGUCCUUCGCUCCCGCGGCUUCUGCUGCCGCACCAGCUUACGCUGCCAAGACUUAUGCCGCUGCUCCGAUCGCCACUGGCUACUCUCACUAUUGA
Molecule: messenger RNA, 654 nt
Organism: Trichogramma pretiosum
Lineage: Eukaryota; Metazoa; Arthropoda; Insecta; Hymenoptera; Trichogrammatidae
Product: larval cuticle protein A2B-like
Exons: 2
Coding region: 67-654 (195 amino acids)
Cellular component (GO): extracellular matrix
Source: RefSeq, a predicted model, not a curated record